Messenger RNA from Aspergillus eucalypticola CBS 122712, 246 nucleotides. RefSeq lists its product as uncharacterized. The transcript is spliced from 5 exons. The record is from RefSeq and is a predicted model, not a curated record. NCBI's taxonomy places the organism in Eukaryota, Fungi, Ascomycota, Eurotiomycetes, Eurotiales, Aspergillaceae. Bases 1 to 246 code for a protein of 81 amino acids.
AUGGCAGACGCUGUGGCUGUGAAUGAGAUGAUGCAGGGACCGGGAUUGAACAGGAUGAUUCAAAGACAGACAAGACGGGAAGUGCCUGACCCAAAGCACCUGCCUGAUCGGGACUGGAGAAAUAUGAACCGACCGUAUCGACUCAACAGAUGCUACACAGAAUUGACGGUGACAAGAAGAUCCCUCCCAAGCGGUCAAUGGGUGGUGCUCACUGCAAGGCAGCAGCAGCAGCAUAGACAUACCUGA